Molecule: messenger RNA, 2176 nt
Organism: Megalops cyprinoides (Indo-Pacific tarpon)
Lineage: Eukaryota; Metazoa; Chordata; Actinopteri; Elopiformes; Megalopidae
Gene: lipg
Product: lipase, endothelial
Exons: 10
Coding region: 154-1659 (501 amino acids)
Biological process (GO): lipid metabolic process
Molecular function (GO): protein binding; lipoprotein lipase activity
Source: RefSeq, a predicted model, not a curated record
GCAAGACGCUGAAGCGAGUAGAGUGGUCCCGCAUAUUCACGUCUUUAGCCAAAUUCUCACAGUACACAGGACUGUGCUCAAUAUAACAAUAGCCUACGUAGAAAGUGUUUUAUUACAGGACGAGGGAUUCGCAUUUGUCCUUUUAAGAGAGAAAUGAAAUAUAAUACUUUGUGUAUUCCUUUACUUUGGGCAGUUAUAGUUUUCACCUCGGAAGUUGGAGGGAGCAAACACUUAAAAGAUGAUUUGGCUGAAAAACACCUGGGUAUGGAUGAAAAUAGGGUCAAUGUUCUCCAGUCCAAGAUUAAGUUCAACAUGAGGAAAUUCCUGGAUUUGGAUGAGGAGGGGUGCUACCUGCAGCCAGGCAAGAGGGAAUGUCUGGAGGAGUGUGGCUUCAAUGCCACAGCCAAGACCAUCCUGGUCAUUCAUGGCUGGACGAUGAGUGGUAUGUUUGAGAACUGGAUGCACCAGUUGGUGUCAGCAAUAAAGAAGCGGGAGACUGAAGCUAACGUGGUGGUGGUAGACUGGCUCUCACUUGCGCACCAGCUCUACCCCGACGCUGUUAACAACACCAAACUGGUCGGCCUCAGUAUUGCUACUCUGCUGGACUGGCUCCAGGAUGAGUCUCAGCUGCCCCUGGAGAACGUGCACAUGAUUGGCUACAGCCUGGGAGCGCAUGUCGCCGGUUACGCAGGCACUUUCGUGCAUGGAACAGUUGGCAGGAUCACUGGAUUGGACCCGGCUGGACCAAUGUUUGAGGGAGUGGAGUCAGACCGACGGCUGUCCCCAGAUGAUGCUGACUUUGUAGAUGUUCUUCACACCUAUACUCGGGAGGCUCUGGGUGUGAGCAUUGGGAUCCAGCAGCCGAUUGGGGAUAUUGAUAUCUACCCUAACGGUGGAGACGUACAGCCUGGCUGUGGGCUGGGACAUGUGCUGUCUACUGCAGCUGCUGGAAACUUCAUGGAUGUAAUGGAGUGUGAGCAUGAACGAGCAGUGCACCUGUUCGUCGACUCUUUGCUCAACAAAGACCACCUGAGCUUUGCCUACCAGUGCACAGGGCCAGACCGCUUCAAGAAGGGCAUCUGUCUGAGCUGCCGGAAGAACCGCUGCAACAACAUGGGCUACAAUGCUAAGAAAAUGCGCAAGAGGAGGAACAGCAAGAUGUACCUGAAGACUCGAGCUGACACUCCCUUUGGAGGCUACCAUUACCAAAUGAAGAUGCAUGUGUUCAACAAGAAGCAGGCUGAUGACGCCGAUCCCACCUUUACUGUGAAAUUGUACGGUGCCCGCAACGACACUGAAGACUUAAGCGUAGACAUACCUGAAGGAGUUGGCCUGAACUUUACAAACACCUUCCUUGUCUUUACGGAGGAGGACAUUGGUGACUUGUUGAAAAUUAAGCUCACGUGGGAAGGGCCUGUCCAGUCCUGGUCCUCCAUGUGGAAAACAUUAAAGAACUCACUCUGGUCCUGGUCCAGCCAAUCCACUAACAAGGUGUUGGAGGUUCGUCGGAUCCGCGUAAAGUGUGGAGAAACUCAAAAGAAGUUCACCUUUUGUGCUGAUGACCCCAACUCAACUGAGAUAUCAUCUGGGAAUGAGCUGACAUUCGUAAAAUGUCGUGAUGGCUGGGAGGUGAAGCCAAGAAAAAGAUUGCACUUUUAACUCCGAACUAUGCACUGAAGAAAAUGGAAAGCACCAGCCUGGAGCCACUGUUACUGAAGGGGACCUGUGUGAGGAUGUGAGAACGCACUUUUAGACAGAGCUCUCAGUCAGUGGGGCUAUCUCUGACAUGGUCCUCACUGUCCAAUUGCCUGCCUGCUAACACUGAGCAGGCCAUGGGCAGUAUGUCACAUUGUCGUUAUACUAAAUUAUGAAGAAGGAAGCACUGUAAGACCAAGUACAUUCAUCACCCGGGAGCUGUAUUACAGAAACAUCCUAUCUCAGGCAUACAAGAGAAUCUGGAGAGGAAUUUCUCUUGGAAUGUGGUCCAUGGAGCACACUUGAUGCCAAAGCACAGGAUUCUCUGUAUACACAUGUGCCUCUUGCAAGUACUGCAAAAACGUCAGUUACAUACAUGUGUAUGCGGUAUGACCAAUUUAUUUUUCGGGGGAAUUAAUUGAACAAUGUUCAGUUUGAAUACACUGUAUUAUUGAAGGACAUAUUCAGUAAAGUAAAUGCA